Messenger RNA from Pelmatolapia mariae (spotted tilapia), 3138 nucleotides. RefSeq names its product sterol-C5-desaturase (gene sc5d). The record is from RefSeq and is a predicted model, not a curated record. The transcript is spliced from 5 exons. Bases 52 to 960 code for a protein of 302 amino acids. Gene Ontology annotation, cellular component: membrane. Lineage: Eukaryota; Metazoa; Chordata; Actinopteri; Cichliformes; Cichlidae. Gene Ontology annotation, molecular function: iron ion binding; C-5 sterol desaturase activity.
CCUCCCUCCAUCGUUGUUCCGGGAUACCUGCAACCAAGAAAAGAUUUAGCCAUGGAUCUUGUGCUGAAUGUCGCUGACUACUACUUCUUCACGCCGUACGUGUACCCAGCGUCGUGGCCUGAAGACGGAGCCCUGCGGCAGAUUAUCAGCCUGCUGGUAGUGACGAACCUCGGAGCUGCAGUCCUGUACCUGGGCCUGGGAGCCAUCAGCUACUACUUCAUCUUCGACCACAAUCUGAUGAAACACCCACACUUCUUGGAGAAUCAGGUAUGGCGAGAAAUCAAAUAUGCAAUGACCUCUCUGCCCUGGAUCAGCAUUCCCACUGUGGCCUUGUUUUUCGCUGAAGUCAGAGGAUACAGCAAACUCUACGAUAAUGUCGCAGAUUCGCCCCUCGGUUGGUCCGGCCUUUUCCUGAGUAUGAUUUCAUUCCUGUUCUUUACUGACAUGUGCAUCUACUGGAUUCACCGCUUCUUACACCAUAAGCUUAUUUACAAGCUGUUUCACAAACCACACCACAUAUGGAAGAUCCCCACUCCCUUUGCCAGUCACGCUUUUCAUCCAGUGGACGGCUUCCUGCAAGGAAUGCCCUACCACAUCUACCCGUUCCUCUUCCCCCUCCACAAGGUGCUCUACUUGGCUCUUUACGUUUUCGUUAACAUCUGGACCAUCUCCAUCCACGACGGCGACUAUCGUGUCCCCGGAGCCCUGACGAGCGUCAUCAAUGGCUCAGCUCACCACACUGACCACCACCUCUUCUUCGACUACAACUACGGUCAAUAUUUCACUCUGUGGGACCGCCUGGGAGGCUCCUACAGGCACCCAUCAGCUCUGAUGGGGAAAGGUCCCCAUGAUCUGAUCAGAAAACUUCAAGCAGAGGGAAAGUUGGGAAAUGACGAAGCGAAGCCUAACGGGCAAGUGAAUGGACGGGCUCAGAGGGGAGUUACCUGUAAGGAGGAGUAACAGUACAUGGGUUAUGAAUAAUUUCAGAAAGUGAUCUCUAUUUUUGUAAAGACAAUUUGCUAAAGCCCAGUGUAUUGGAGAGUAAUUGGAGUUCAUGUAUGUGCCAAAUAAGCCUUUGUAAGAAUUGAGUUCUUGUGGAGCAAUGAGUGAAUGUGAAACGGCUGCCCCUGGUAGGACUGCACACACAUACCAAUCACAAACUACCGACUAACAUCUGGAGAUGGGGUGUUGUUUUGUAGUGUAACUGAUUUUUGCAAACCGCUGAACUGCGCAGCAAAGAGACUUGAGGAUCAUCAGAAAGCUGGAGCUACUGGAGCUGCUUCAGUCACAAACCAGAUCUGAGGCUGGUUUCACAGGGCUCUACUAUAACCAGAAGUUUUUAUUUGACAGGUUAUAAAUCAGAGUAACCCAAAAGUUGAAACACUGGCUAAUCAGCCAUGCCUACUUUGCACUUCCAGUUUUUUAUUUUUUUUUAAGAGCCAUAAGAAAUGUAACAGAAGAGCAGCAGAAGCCUCAUUAACUUUAAUUUUUCAGAAGUCGUGUCUUCUGUUGCAAUUUAAUUAAAAUAUUGAGAAGAUGGCAAUUAUAACUAACAGUUAGAAAUUAUGUUGCCAACAGAAACAUUUAAAAAAUCUUAGAAAAUGUGUUUUAUAGAUAUAUACUGGGCAGUUUCUUCUCAGCAGGGAAUAAAGUUUGUGGGAUAAAUAUGGGUGCCACAUGUGGUUCAUUUAUUCUUAAGCCCUCACGUGGAUCUUAAACAACCUACAUUUAUAAAUCCAUCCCCCUCAAAGCACUGAUGUGGUGUGAUGCAUACAACUCUAUAUUCUUGGUUCUUUCUUUUCGAGCUCUGCAGGAUUUUUUUCAUGUACACUGAUUCUGGUUAUAAAGACAAGAGAAUAGUUGAACGUGAUCAUUUAAUACAUGUUUUGCAUUUUAAUACUAUAGUUGUAGCAUGCAACAUAGAACUGCAAUAAAUGUAUGCACCGAAAGAUCACACAGCUCAUGUCACUCUUUGCUGAGAUUACAUUAGCAUCAUUGUCAGUGUGUUGAUGGAUAUAGAGUAGAAAUGCUUUGUGGAUUUUUUUGAAAUAUUAAUACAACAAUAAAUUUAAAAUAUAUUUUGGGCAAAUAUUUUUCAGUGUCUUUUUAUUUUAUUUUAAGAGCUUGUGUUUUAUGGAAGCUUGUUUCCACUUCCAAAAACAACUUCUUUUUUUGCUUGGGAUUAAUAUCUCAAAAUUUCAACUAAAUAACUCAACUGACUCAUGGGUGUCAAAUGUUUUCCUUAUUGGUGGACUCCUCAGACUUCCGUAGUUGUUGGACUUGCAGUUGUAGUUUAAAACAAUGGUUUCAUCAAACACUUUGACCUAAAGGCAAGCUGACUACCUAAGACGCAGUCUUCAGUGCCCUUGAAGUUUGACCUGCUGAGCUUUUGGGUCAUUCGUCCAUCUUCAGGUAGUCGAGGCAGCGUUACUGACGAGAGCUAUGAAAAAUGCUAGUUAGUGGUUGUAUAGCUAGGACUGUUGUGCAGUGAAAACAAAAGUGAAUUUCAGUAUAUUAUAAUUUAUUUUUAAUAUAUCUACUUGUUUUCUAGUGAGGUGCUAAUAUUUUAAUAUUUCUUACAAACUACACUUUGUCUAGAAUUCCACUGGAAAAAUAACUCGUAUAUAAAACCAACUUCCUGCUUUGCAAACGUUCAUAAGUGGUGAUGUAAAACUCUACAACCUUGGUGCUGUUGCAGUUCAUUUUACAAUGUGUAGUGUUAAUGAUGUGAAGGGGCACAUUUAAACCAAGAGCUUUGUGCAUAAAUCUAAACAAGUAGUUUUUGGUGCUUAAACUUAACCAGCAAGUAAAAGAAAAACUUACAAAAGACGAGUGAGAACAAAGUGCACAAAGCUCCCAAAAACCACAUUCUCGUAUGUACGCUUUAAAACCGUAAUGUUUGUUCUUCUAAUACUGUGGCAGCUAGUAUUUUUAAAACACAGACGACACAGGGGAGCAGCAUCUGACAGUGUUUUACACGUUUAAGAUGACAACGCAGGUUUUAUAUGCUCAUAAUAAAAAAACAGAAGAACCACUGAAGCAGCUUUUUUAUCAGAGCAAGUAUGAUGGGAAAGCCUGUUCUACACAUGCUCGUUAGAUGUCCAACUCCCUUGUUUUGGUGACAGGCAGGCUUUGCUC